CCCAUUCUCCAUUUUCUGCCUCAAAUCAUGUCCUUGAAUGCCCAGCGCCCUCGUGUUACAGUCAAUGGUAUCCGAAGAAUGAGAACAUUCCAUUACUUAUGGUGCCAAACUUGCCGACGAACCUCAAGGUUCUCCACCGUAAACUCACAUGAAAACCUCUGUCCUCAUUGCUAUAGUGUGUUAAAUCAUGAGCUUGACAUAUCGAGGCCUAGGCUUGUCCCUGACCUCACCGAGCUCGAACCCUCUCCGGCUUCACGGUUGUUGGACUCGUUAGCACUAAUGCUUCAUCCUUCAAUAAGGAGGCAAUAUCCUGAAUUUGAUAGAAGAAUUCGUUGGGAAUCCGAAGGUGCCAAUGCACCUUGGAUUACACUUCAGUUUCUUGAACCUCCUCGUCCGGAAAGACUACCCAUGGCUUCGCCGUCGCCGGCUCAAAUGGUUGCUCCUGGCGGUGUUGCUUCUGCUGCUAAUAAUGGAAGAAAUGAGAACUUUGCUAAUGCAGGCUAUGAAGCUAACUUGUUUGCUCCGGAGAUGACUGAUAUUGACAGGCCUGGCCCUCCUCCUGCCUCAGCUUCAGCGAUUGAGACACUGCCGAUAGUGAAGAUUACACAAGAACAUUUGAUGAAGGACACGCAUUGUCCAGUGUGUAAGGACGAAUUUGAGGUUGCUGUGGAAGUGAGGGAGCUUCCCUGCAAGCAUUUGUACCAUUCUGAUUGUAUUGUUCCUUGGUUGAGCAUGCACAAUUCUUGCCCAGUUUGCCGGCACCCUCUCUAUGAUGGUUUUGAAGAUCAUCUCCAGCAAGCAAAUGGUCAAUCUUUUGGGUUUGAAGAGGUGGUAAAUAGCAUGAAUUGGAUGAGGAACCAGUUCCUUUCUCUAUGGCCUGUACGUGCAUUUUCAGAUUGGACUCAGAGAUAUCUUGAUUUCUUGGAUAACAGGGUUGCAUCUUCCAGGGGAGAUUGCAAAGAUGAAAAGAUAUUGAAGCUUAACAGGUAUGCUUGCCAAUUCCUUUUUCAGUUUGAUGUCCUUAUUGAGCUUAAUCCAACUUCUGUUGAAUUUCUCACUCAGCAGAGUUCUUCAGGGAGGGAAGUAUUGUACGUUCCUGUCUUUGUAAAAGCAAGACCACUUCAGAUUUCAGAAAUGCAUUUGGAGUUGAAGGUCGUGACAGGAUUCAUACAUAAAUACAAUUCUGCAAGUGGUGUAACUUCAUGA
Molecule: messenger RNA, 1206 nt
Organism: Hevea brasiliensis (rubber tree)
Lineage: Eukaryota; Viridiplantae; Streptophyta; Magnoliopsida; Malpighiales; Euphorbiaceae
Product: E3 ubiquitin-protein ligase RZF1-like
Exons: 3
Coding region: 28-1206 (392 amino acids)
Biological process (GO): protein ubiquitination
Cellular component (GO): cytoplasm
Molecular function (GO): ubiquitin protein ligase activity
Source: RefSeq, a predicted model, not a curated record